This is a messenger RNA of Besnoitia besnoiti, 5319 nucleotides long. RefSeq lists its product as uncharacterized. The record is from RefSeq and is a predicted model, not a curated record. Lineage: Eukaryota; Apicomplexa; Conoidasida; Eucoccidiorida; Sarcocystidae. Bases 1 to 5319 code for a protein of 1772 amino acids. The transcript is spliced from 8 exons.
AUGGCAGCGGCUCCGGCCUCUUUGAAGUCCUCGCGAUCCUCCUCCCUCACGUCGUCUGGGUCGGCGCUGCCUCUGCACCACACCCCGGCUGCGUCCGCUGCUCGAGCGCGCCUCGCUUCGACUUUGUCUUCCUCUGCUUCCGUCGCGCCCGCACCGCUGGCUCCAGACGCCCACGCGGACUUUCUGUCUCUGCUCCUUAUGUCACCCACGCCAGUCUCCACGAUCGAGCGGCUCUUCGCUGCGGGCGCCGACGGCGCGGGCGCGCCAGGCCCGGAGACCGUCGCGCAUGUGCAGAAGGUGCUGAGUACGUUGACAGUCCAGCAGGCGUCGAGGAGCGAGGAGUUGAGGAAUUUGAUCGGCCUACGCUACCUGUCAUUUCUUCACUCCGCCGACUCGAUUCGCGCAAUGGUCAGCGCCGCCACCGACCUCGACAGCCACGCCGCGCGCGUCUGCCGAGUCCUCGAAACGCUGCGCGCGGGCGAGGCAGAGAAGGAAGACUCAAGCGACAAACACACUCGGGGCUCGCGUCGAGACGCUUCCCGGGGGACGCUGCUCUGCGGGGGCGCCAGCGACGACGACCUCCGGCGGUCGUUUUCCGGCAGUCGGCUGCACGAAGGCCGGAAUGGGGAAGCAGAGUUCUCUCCUGGCGCGAGGCUGCCGCAGCCGCCGUGGGACGGCGUUGGAGACCAAGACGCGUUCUUCCUGCUCAGUGCUACGCCCCUGGACAGUUGGCUCGACGGAGACGCGUCUUCGCCUGGGCUGGCUCUCGCCCCAGCGCCAGUCUCUUCUGUUCGUGUCGCAGCAGAGACAAGCAGCGAGCUGCGAGGGCGACACGCACCCUCCGCGGCCUCGGCAGCCUCGCGUGGCGCCGCGCUGGCUGGCGUGUGGAGGAGUCAGCAGGACAUGCCGGGCUCCAGGGGAUCGCGCGAAGACCUUCCGGACCCGAGGAGAGAUCUCGCUCUGCGAGUGCUUCUGCGCGACAUGCAGGUACAGCUGAGUGUGACUUCGCGUUUCUGGCGGUAUGUCCGCGACGCCUCUGUUCUGAACGCGUUGAAGCUCCUCUGCCUAGACACACCGACACAGCAACGCACGCUCGCCGCGACCAUUGACGCCAUCCAGCAGGAACGCCGCCCUCCGCCUCCGCAAGCGAUCGACCCGUCCGACUCGGUUUCUUCUAUAGCGAGCCGCGGAGAGGCAGCGGAAGGCGGUCUCGGCGAUGCAGACGCAGAAGCUUCUUCGCGCGAGACGGAGACGCUCUCCUCGUUGGCUGAAGACUGCCGAGUGAUCUUGGCGCAAGCUCACAACGAAGCCGGCCUCCUGCUCAAGCUGCUGUGUACGUACACCUUGCAGAGUCUCUCCACCCCUCUUUUGUCUUCCCCUGUCGCGCUGCAAGCAGGUGCCACGCUUCUCCUUCUGCCCUGGAGCGUCUCCCAACGCGUUUUCUCUUCUUUCGAGUCUACGGGUUCUCACGCGGCGUCGGAGGACGGGGAUGCCCGCCGAAUCGGUGCGUUGUCUGCCGCCACGUCUGCCGUUCCGCCUGCUUCUUCCUCGCAUCUCGCCGCAUUGAUCGACGUUUUCUUCUCCUGUCGAAGCGAGGCUCUACAGCGGCUCCGCGCACGGCCAGCAGAACCAGAGAAACAGGAGGACGAGCAACGGAGACAGUUGUGUUGUGCGUGCAGCGCCGAAAAUGGGGAAGAGCCGAGAGGGAACGCUUCGGCGGCGGAGGCGCGUCUCUCGCGUGCAAAGGACGACAAGCUUCCGCGCCAGGGCAACGCCGCGCGGAGCCAGAAGCAUGGAGCGAACCGUGUGGAUUGGCCUCCAGGCACUGCUGCCUCGCGCUGCCUCGCGUGCACGCUGCAUAAUGCCAUAUUCGCGUUCGAGUCUUCUGUCGGAGCCGCUGGCAUUCUGUUUCUCCCUUCUCCUUCUUCCAUGUCGUUCGCCUCACAAGGCAGCAACUCGCCCUUGAAAGGCCCGCCGGUCUCGGCUGCCGCGCCGGCGGCGCCGGCACCAAAUUCUUCCGACUCUUCUGUUUCGUCUUCGCCCUCUAGGUCCACGUUCCUCGUUAUCGACGUCGCUCACGCAGCCUUGUUUCCUGACCGCGCGGACGGCGCUUGCAACGCCCCAUCUGCCAGCAGAGGAGAAUCAGCUCUUCUCGCAGCGCCUUCCAGUGGCCCUGAGGCUGCUCAGUUGCGCACGCAGCUCGAAGAAGCGGAGAGGGAGCUUUCUGUCCUACGCGCUGUCGACUGGCACGACACGGAAGAGCCCCUCGCCUCCGCCGGGUCGCGCCCGCCUGCGGCCGCCGCCCUUCCCCUUCCCUCUCUUCUGCUGUCAAAGUUUUCUCGGUUUUGGCUGACGUGGAGAAAGGACGUGCUCGCGUCCGUCGCCUCCGCGGUCGAGGAAGAAAAGCGACGGGGAACGCUGCAGACGUGCCACGAUGUGCACAGUGUCUGGUCGGCGGUUAUGCGGCGGCUAGAGGCAAGUCGCGCCUCCUUCCUCGCGUCCUGUUCUCUGGAUGACAGGCGCCAUGCGCCAUGCGGCGCUGCGAGAGAGAGCGCGGCAUGCGGAGAAACGAAGCAAGCGGGCGAGCGCCAGCGCGACAUGUGGAGAGCCGCGUGGACGCGAGUCGUGCGCGCGCUUCUUCACCCGUCGGUUUGCUCAGAGGCUCUGCCGCGGGAGUCAUGCGACUCCCGCGGAGACGCAAGCGGGGAAGGCGAAGCAGAGGCCGGAAGCGGUCUCCUGACGCACGAGGCGAAAGCCAUCUGCCGCCGGCUCUCCGAGGCGUUGCUCGCGCAGCAGGUGGAGCGGCAACUUUGUUUCUGUCCUUCGCCCCAAGAGCCCUCUCGGGCGCCGCGGGACUCGAGUCGACGAAAGAAGGCGCCCCUGGAAACUGAGGCGCCGGCGGCUUCGGCCGUGUUGGGCUCCGUGGGGGCCUGGGUGUCCCCGCUGCUCCCGGGGGCCGGGGUCUCCGAGGCGGCGCGCUCCGCCCUCGCCGAGCGCUUCGACGCGUUCAACCGUGCGUUUGCAGCGAUUCUCGAAGACCUCACGUUCAUGCAGCUCGACGGAGACGCCGCGUGCGCCAUCGCGCAGAAAGGCGACAGCGGGCUCGAGGACGCGUCGCUCGACGCUGGGCGGUGUGUGCUCCUUCGUGCCCUCGUGGCACGUCUGCAGACCGAGCUGGAGGCCGUGGUGUGGCCUGCUCUCCUCGCCUCGUCGCAUGAGCAGUCUUUCCUCUCUUCUCCGCCUUCGUUCGCCGGCUUCCUCGACGAGUCGCCGCUGGCAUCGGAGGCUGCGACAGCGUGGGCGGCUCGAGGGCGAGGCCUGGAGAUUCUGCUGCGCACCGCGGGUCCAAAAGAGGAGGACUGCGGCGACAGCAGAGAUAGCGCUGGCGAGGGUUUCUUUGCCCCGGCGCCUGUGGUCUCUCCUCGUGCAAAGGGCCUGCGCCGCGCGCGUCCUGAGAACGCGUUCGCGGCCUUUCUCCGGCGCUCGUGGGUGGCGGGGGAAGAGCGCAGUGCUCAGGCCGCGCCUGCGCAGGCGUCCGUCUCGCAAGGGCCCUCGGCGGGAGACCGGAGGGAGCAGCGAGAAGCGAUCGCCUGCGUGCUGUGCGAGGGGAUGACGGCGGGCUACCUCGCGGCCUUCACUGUUGCCGCUGUCGAGAUCGUGAAGCCCGUCUGCGCCGUCUUCAAGCAGUCCCUGCUGCGCGCAGUGCUCAACGAUGACACGGGCCUGUCGUGGGGGGAGAGCGCGACUUGGUCCAGUCGCGCCCUCGGGGCGGGGAGGAGGCUGCGAGUGGAAGAAGGCAGCGCGCAGUUCCUCGCUCAGGAGCGCCUGCGGCGAAGGUAUCCGGGACCUGGCGGGCUGGCUAGGGCGCAGAGGCCGGCGGAGCGCGAAGAGCUGCAGAAAGGAGCUGCGGGCGCCGUGCCACUCUUUACACUCCCGAAAGAAGCUACGGCCGCGACGACGCAAGCUGUCAUGCAUGUCGCAGCUGAAGCGAGCAGAUGCCUCGACAGCUUAGGGAUCAAUCCGCUCUAUUUUCCGCCUUCCUCGUCUUCGGCCUCCGCGUUCGUCGACGUGCUGAAAAUCGUCGCAGGCGACGCGUUUGCCGAGGUGAUCGCUAGCGUGCUUUCUGAGAUCGAACAGGAAGCGUCGCAGGCGUCUGCCGCCGUGGAGGGCGCGCGGCCGCUGGCGGCUUACGGGCUCUUGCGCCUCCUCUUUGACACUUGUCUCCUCCUCUGCGUGUUUAAACCGUCCUCGCCGCCCCCGCACGUCGUGCGCGUUCGCGAGCUGAGGGCACGGCGGAAGGACGCGGCGCGCCGCGGAGCCCGAGCCCGCGAAGCAGACUCGCAAACAGAGGGGGGGGAGGCAGAGUUUUCUGUCGCCUUUUUGAAAGUUGGCAGCCAGAAGAGAGGCAAGGAAGGGGAGGCGGAAGAACCGAAAACGCUGGCGCUGAGGGAGACGGAGACGGUUUGGUCGUCGCUCUUCAAAGCCAAUCCGACGGAAACUCACGAGUGCUUGGAGAGAACUGCAGAAGGCAUUCGAAACGCGCUUCGCACAUUGAGAAUCGGCAGGACGCGGGAGGAAGCCGCGCCGCUGGAGGCUGACGCGAGGCGCGAGACUCACGAAAAAGCGGAGGCAGAACGAGAGAUUGAAGCCAUCAGGAGAGCGAGCGCCUCGUUUGUGGUCGCCGCGGGCCUGCUGUUUGACCCGCUGCUUCCGCCCUCCUCGAGCUGCUUUUCGGCGGCCGCCGGUGUCGCGUUCUUCGAGCCUUCGCCGCUUCAACUCCUGCCCCCGAGAGAGCGAUUUCAGCUGCUGCCAGUCCCAUCUGUCGCUCCAGGAACUGCAUCGCCUGGGCGUCAAGAGAGCGAGAAGUCCCUCUCGCGUGCGCUGUCGCUGGACGAACAGAGUGUGUGCGCAGCCGCGGACCCCGAGCGGGCCCCACGGCAGAGCGCCGCGGGCGCCGAAGACGGCGUCUCCUUCAAGAUGGUUUCGAAAAACCUGCAGACGUGGCUGAGUCGGCCUGCCGCGGUCAUGGGCGGCGACGGCAAGACCUCGCCGCUGUCGCUUCUUCCCGCUGCGGCGCGGAACGGGCGCGCGCCGGCGCCCGCGGGCGAGAAGGCGCGGCUCGCCGCGGGCCUCAACGGCGCGGAGCCCGCAGGCGGCGGCGCCGGCGGCAUGAACGUCGAUACGCUCACGAAGCACAUGGGAGACAUGGGAUCCUUCUUCGGCAGGCAGAUGGAGCACGUCCAGAACCGCGUCUCCGAAGUGGUUCGAAAGGGCAUGGCUCGGAUGGAAGAAGGAAACGCCGAAGACCGAAUGCGAUGA